Molecule: messenger RNA, 1281 nt
Organism: Aspergillus clavatus NRRL 1
Lineage: Eukaryota; Fungi; Ascomycota; Eurotiomycetes; Eurotiales; Aspergillaceae
Product: C2H2 type zinc finger domain protein
Exons: 3
Coding region: 1-1281 (426 amino acids)
Biological process (GO): DNA-templated transcription; regulation of transcription by RNA polymerase II
Cellular component (GO): chromatin
Molecular function (GO): DNA-binding transcription factor activity, RNA polymerase II-specific; RNA polymerase II cis-regulatory region sequence-specific DNA binding; zinc ion binding
Source: RefSeq, a predicted model, not a curated record
AUGAACCGCACCACCAAUCCGACUUCCGCCACCAAAGCCCUAUUUCAUUGUCCCCAUCCGGGAUGCGGCCGCAGCUAUCAGCGCAAGGAACACUUGACUCGCCAUUUUGCAAGUCACGGCCAAGCGCCAGCCUGCGAAUGUCCGUUCUGUGACAAGGUCUUUUCCAGAAAUGAUACACUCCGCCAGCAUGUCCGCAUCCACCAUAAAGAUAAGGAACUAAAGUCUACUCGCACGAUCCGCGCAUGCAGCCACUGUCGCGCACGACGGUCGCGGUGCGACGGGCGAGUCCCUUGCAAAGCGUGUACGCAACGGGGCAUCCAGUGCUCGCUGGGGCAGUCGUCGGCCGCAGCGGCUCACGCUCACCAGGGGACCGGGACGCCGCGGGAUUCCCGGACGGAUCUGACGGUCAGCGACUCGCAGGACGAGCAGCCUGGUCCGAGUGACCGGUCGAUUACGCCGGAGCAGCGCGCGGAGGGUCCGCUGCUGGUGCGCAAGGCGGCCAUCCUGCACUAUGUGGAGGUGUACUUUGAGAGAUUCCACCCCGUGUGGCCGUUUCUCCACCGCGCGACGUUUGAUCCCGACCUCGAGCCGCCAAUUCUGCUCCAAUCUGUGAUCAUGAUGGGGCUGUGGAUGGCGGGGGAGGAGGAUACGCAGUGCAAGGCGCUCAAGCUGCAUGAGAAGCUUAGCUUGCUGGUCUACCAACAGAGGGAUAACUGGGCAGGCUCAGACUUGAACUACGAAAACCCUCCCCCCUGGCCCAUGGCAACCUACCAAGGCAUCCUCCUGCAGAUCAUCUUCGCGCUCAUCAAGGAUAACGAGACCCAACUCGACAUCCAGCUCACCCGCCCUCUCUGCCGGGGAUCCUCCCGCCUCCUCACAACGCUCAUCGACACCUGCCGCCGCCAAAACCUCUUCUUCUACCCCGCCAUCCUGGCCCAGUUCAGCCGUGAGUCCGUCCCAGACGUCUUCAUCUGGGUCGGCAUCGAGGAAGUCAAGCGCUUUGCGCUGGCCCUCUACAAAGUCUGCAGACUGUGCCACGUUCAGGACACCGAGCUUGACACUCCCCGGAGUACCGGCCGGGGCAAAGACCUCCUCGCCCUGAUGGAUCUGCAGUUCGCGCUGCCGGACAGCGAUGAGCUCUGGCAUGCGAGUUCGGACCUGGCGGCGAGGCUGGCGCAGGAUGGGCCCAUGUGCUACAGCAACAAGAACAUCGAGGCGAACUGGAUUUCGCAGGCGGCGAGGUUGUUGCAGAAGCAGGGUUUAGCGUUUGAUUGGUUAUAG